UCUGUUGGUCCACUGUUAGUUACAUUUCAUCAAUGUUAUCCGACGAGAUAAGAACUUCAAAAUGUAACAUAAUUUGUUUUAGAACGGAUAACGACAAAUUCUAGUCAGACAAGGCAAUAAAGACUGAAGAUGGGUUUAAAGAAUUGUCUAAUGAGGUUGAUGGCACGUGAAGGGGCCACGCCACUACCAACUGCAGUACUUUUAGUGCUAUUUUACUUGUUAUUGCUUGAUGGGAUGACUUUGACAACGGUUUUUUCAUUUUUACCUAAAUUGGUUAAGUCUUUUGGGACAUCUGAAGUUGAAACAGGACUAUACGCUGGUAUGAUUGCGUCUUCUAUAUACGUAGGAAGGAUGAUAUUUAGUUUACCUUGGGGCUAUGUUGCAGAUGUUAAAGGAAAAAGGUCAGCUUUGAUUGUGUCAACUACGCUACUAAUGUUCUCAACACUGGUAUUUGGAUUUACCAAUAGUUUCUACUGGGCUAUCAUUACUCGAUUUAUUCAGGGAGCAUCUUCAGCUAUUAUUGUGAUCUCAAAAUCCAUUUUGGCAGAUGUAUGCGACGACACAAACCUCACUCUUGCCAUGUCAAUUGCUUUUACAUCAAGUUCCAUUGGUUUCAUAAUCGGACCAAGUCUUGCAGGUUUCUUGGUGUUCCCAUGUCAGCAAUAUCCAGACUUUUUCCAGGAAGGUUCGUUUUUUGAACGAUUUGGUAUUUUCCUACCAAAUUUAAUUCUGACCAUUGGCUUGGCAAUUUCUAUACUGCUAAUCAUGGUAUAUGUUCCAAACGUAUCGAGAGAAAACAACGAGCGGACACUAUUAUUAAAAGCGUCAGUCCAUAAAUGUCAAUAUGGCAGUUCCACUAAAAUCAAAGAUAAAAAUUUGGAAAAGAACAUCGUGCAGCAAAUAAAUGAAACCGAGGAUGCAAAAGGUUGUUUAGAAAAGCUAAAGACAUUUAAGAUAGUGAAGUUACUCAGGGUAAAAGAGUGCAUCCAAGUUAGUCUACUCUAUGGGAUUUACUCUAUUGCAGCAAUCGGAAGUGAAGAACUGUUCCCAUUAUUUGCAUCUACAGCAAGAGAAUACAAUGGUAUGGUAUACUCUACAUCAAAGAUUGGCUUAACACUCUUAAUUGUUGCUGUUUUAAUACUUCCAACCCAGUUUCUGUUCUUGCCCAAAAUCACUGAACAUUUUGGAUCGAGAAAGGUUUUCAUUGGAAGCAACCUUUUCUCAGCCUUUCUCUUUCCAUGGUUACCAGUUCUGGUUGGGAUAGUUUCAAACAGCACUGGUUUAUGGAUGGCUGUGGUGUUCAUUUUAAUUUUACUAAGAUUAUGUUUGAUUGGUGGUUUUAUCGGAGUCAAUAUUCUUCUCAAUAACACAGUUCCAUCUGACCUAUUAGGAUCUGCAAAUGGCUUUGCAAUGACUUUAUCGUCAUUUGGAAGAUGUGUUGCACCAGCAGUUUUGGGCAGUUUAUAUUCCUGGUCUCUCACAAACAUCAAACGCGUUUCGUCAAGUACUGAUUCAAUUGGAUUCCCGUUUAACCAAUUUUUUACCUUUUACGUCGUAUCAGUCUUAUUUAUACUAAAUAGUGUGUUUGCAUCAACAAUUUCACCAGUAUUGGAUAAUAGAAAAUUUUAAAGCAAGAAAGAACUUUGGAAAUAAUAAUAUAAUUUUAUGAUUGCGGAUAUCGAAGAAAUUACUAUUCUUGUCUCUUAUUAUUCACGAUACAACAUAGGGACUGGGUAACUAACAAUAAAAACAAACUAUUUCUCUGUUAUUAGGUUGGUGUUUUGUAAUACACGCGAAUAUUUUAA
Messenger RNA from Hydractinia symbiolongicarpus, 1805 nucleotides. RefSeq lists its product as uncharacterized. NCBI's taxonomy places the organism in Eukaryota, Metazoa, Cnidaria, Hydrozoa, Anthoathecata, Hydractiniidae. Gene Ontology annotation, molecular function: transmembrane transporter activity. Bases 130 to 1629 code for a protein of 499 amino acids. The transcript is spliced from 15 exons. Gene Ontology annotation, biological process: transmembrane transport. The record is from RefSeq and is a predicted model, not a curated record.